Hypomesus transpacificus is the source of this 1855-nucleotide messenger RNA. Its product is annotated as collagenase 3-like. The transcript has 10 exons. Gene Ontology annotation, molecular function: zinc ion binding; metalloendopeptidase activity. Gene Ontology annotation, cellular component: extracellular matrix. The record is from RefSeq and is a predicted model, not a curated record. NCBI's taxonomy places the organism in Eukaryota, Metazoa, Chordata, Actinopteri, Osmeriformes, Osmeridae. Gene Ontology annotation, biological process: extracellular matrix organization; proteolysis; collagen catabolic process. Bases 71 to 1582 code for a protein of 503 amino acids.
ACAUGACUAGACAUCCAUAUCCUAGAACUUUGCAGGCUGAAAGACAGGCUUUAAAGGAGAGUGACUUGAGAUGGGGGAAAUAAUCUCCAGUCUCUACAGGCUCCAAAUGAGGGGUACACUGACAACGAUCCUGUUUCUAGCCUGUUUUUCUCUGUGUCAAGCAGCUCCCACCACAACCCCAAAUGUGACAGAAGAGACACUUGCUGAGGAAUAUCUAUCCAAGUAUUACACUGAUGUCGGGGUCAAUAAUUUGACCAUUCGGAAUGUAGCCCAGACCUCGUUCAACCAGACCUUGGAGGCCAUGCAGGCAUUCUUUGGUCUGGAAGUGACUGGCAGACUGGAUCAGAAAACCCUCGAGUUGAUGAAGGAGCCAAGGUGUGGUGUGUCAGACAUCAGCAGAUAUGGACACUUCCCUGGGAGACCCAAAUGGGAGAAGAGAACUAUUACUUACAGAAUCACUGAAUACACACGAGACGUGAGCCGGAAUCAAGUUGACUUAACUAUAGCUCAGGCCUUCAAGCUGUAUAGUGACGUAAUUCCACUGGAUUUCAAACAGAUUGAAUCUGGCACUGCCGACAUCAUGAUACUCUUCAAAGGCGGAUAUCAUGGGGACUUUUAUCCUUUUGAUGGACCCAGUGGAGUUUUGGCCCAUGCCAACUCACCUGGACAGGGCCAAGGUGGAGACACACAUUUUGACGAUGAUGAAUAUUGGACUCUGACUCAGAACGGGGUGAAUCUAUUGCUGGUUGCAGCCCAUGAGUUUGGCCAUGCCCUGGGACUGGAUCACUCCAGAGACAGGAAGGCUUUAAUGUUCCCCACCUAUCAGUACGUCAACACAAACGGAUACAAGCUUCCCGAUGAUGAUAAGCGUGGGGUGCAGGCCCUGUAUGGAACCCGUACACCUGAUCCUAAGCCAAAACCCAAACCAGAGCCUCCGGUUCCUGAACCAGAAGAGCCAACUGAACCAGACCCCAAUCCUGGCCCCGGGCCCAACCCAAAAGACCAACAGUGCGACCGGGAUCUUGUGUUUGAUGCAGCCACUUCCAUGUGGGGAGACCUUUACUUCUUCAAAAAUGGGUACUACUGGAGGAAGAGUACACAAAUCAGUGGAAUUGCUCUCACUAAAGUGGCCACCAAAUGGUCACAAAUUAACUAUGUUGAUGCUGCCUAUGAGGUCAAACAUCGGGAUGUGGUAUACCUUUUUGAAGGUAAUAAGUACUGGGGUAUAAAGGCCUAUGCAAAGACAAUGAUCCCGGGCUAUCCAAAACCCAUUUCCACACUUGGAUUCCCAUCAUCUGUCAAUAAGAUAGAUUCAUCAGUGUAUGUUCUCUCAACACAAAAGACCCUCUUCUUUGUGAACAACCAAUACUGGAGCUACAAUGAGGUCAGACGUGAAAUGGAUUCUGGAUACCCUAGAUUAAUAACUCAGGAUUUCCCAGGCAUUGGCUCAAAAGUGGAUGCUGCCUUUGAGAACUAUGGGUAUCUUUAUUUCUCUGAUGGGCCCAGGCAGAGUGAGUACUCUUUUCCCAGAAGGACAGUGAUACGCGUCCUCCUAAACUAUGGCUGGCUGAACUGCUAUUAAAUACAUGUUUCACUAAUUUUCCUCAAAAUGUAGUUUAACAUAGGCCCAUAAUAAUAUGAGAUUGUUUAGUUAAUCUUCAUUAACACAAUGUGCAACAAAUGUAAAGCAUUACAUGUGUUUGGAUGGCCUAUAACAAGGAAGAUGUGAUAUUGUCAUUGUUUACUAAAAUAUUGGAUAUCUUGUUCUUUGUGUGUCUUAAUUUUCAAAUGCUCAAUAUACCACAUGGUAAAUAAAUAUCAGAUAUCAAGUUCUUCAGUUUUUACUGUUCUUUAG